Messenger RNA from Laccaria bicolor S238N-H82, 207 nucleotides. RefSeq lists its product as uncharacterized. NCBI's taxonomy places the organism in Eukaryota, Fungi, Basidiomycota, Agaricomycetes, Agaricales, Hydnangiaceae. The record is from RefSeq and is a predicted model, not a curated record. The transcript has a single exon. The coding region runs from base 16 to 207 and encodes 63 amino acids.
CAACACAACACGUCCAUGGAGUCUUUUCCAGUAAGUAUUCAUAUUCAUAGGUCAACUGUCCUUUCGGAGCUGAUGAAUCCCACCACAUAUAUAGAUCAUUAUCAUGGUCAUCACACGGUCAUCAGAAUCUCAACACUUAUACCUCAACCUUGUCUCAAGAUGUCCGCAUCUGAGGCUAUACCUCAACGCUCAAACUUGAGUGCCUAG